Molecule: messenger RNA, 930 nt
Organism: Lichtheimia ornata
Lineage: Eukaryota; Fungi; Mucoromycota; Mucoromycetes; Mucorales; Lichtheimiaceae
Exons: 1
Coding region: 1-930 (309 amino acids)
Biological process (GO): RNA processing
Molecular function (GO): RNA methyltransferase activity; RNA binding
Source: RefSeq, a predicted model, not a curated record
AUGGCCACCAAACCAGCCUUAUACCAGUUCCCAAAGCUCUUUCGUCGUCUUACGAAUCAAAAGCAACAUGCCACGAAGCAUUUUAUUGAUCUACGUGAAAAAAAGUCGCAUCGCUUGGAAAGUGGAUCGGUUAUCAUUCAAGGACUCAAAAUGCUAAGAGAGCUACGAGACGAUCAGUUCAAAAUGCGUUCUAUUGUUGUCACUGCCGAGAAGGAACCUCAUAGCGAGAGUGAUAUCAAGCAUCCAGCGAUUGAUGUGCUACGCAACCCUGAUGCUUUUCCUGCAAAAUCAUACUAUGUGUGCGACGUGGACUUGACAAGGCGUAUCCUGGGAACGGCGUCGCGACCCAAUCGACAUGAGAUUUUUGGUGAAGUGGAACUCAAGCAUCAUACCAUUCCAAAGGACAUCGAUCGAAUGCUUAUAUUCAACCAUGUCAACGAUCCUGGCAACCUUGGGAAUCUUGUGCGUACCGGUUGUGCUCUCGGAUGGAAUGCCGGAUUAAUCACCACAGGGACAUGUGAUAUGUAUAAUGACAAGACUGUACGUGCAUCCCGAGGAAUGACAAUGCGAUGGCCACACAAGCUUGUACCGAUCCCUGAACUUAUCGACUAUCUCAAAGCUCAUAACAUGGUACCUGUGGUAGCGGAUAUGUUACGAUCUUCAGCAUCCGAUUUAUGGUCUCCGAAUCCACACGCCGGCAAACCAACAUUAGGAUCAGGUCUCUGGUUUUGGAAUUUCAAGGAUAAACCAAGAGAGCUACCUCGUAGACCCGCUUUGAUCUUGAGCUCGGAGCACAACGGUGUCCAGGGCUUGGAUGAUGAAUUACGGGUAUCCAUUCCAAUGGCAACCGGUGUCGAAUCUCUCAACGUGUCUGUUGCAGGUAGCUUAAUUAUGCAAGAAUACAAUAGACUACUACUAGAGCAACAAUAA